GGCGCAAACCUCCGUCUCUUCCCCGUCUCUUCCUCUGAUAAUAUCUGCGGAGUCUACGAGAUUCAAGGGGCAUCGGUGUAUGUCAUAGUCAGCCACUUAACUGAUAUGAUUAGGGGCGAGCAUAUGGGUCUUUCUUCUUCACAACCAAAUAGUCAGGAUGAUAGUCAUUUUUCCUCUGAACAAAUUACAUCAGAGAAGACACAUGAUAUUGUUACUGAACGCACACAUUCUGAAUCAUCAGAACAAAAAAAUCAGCUUAGCACUGCAGUGGUACAAAACGAACCAGGAGAAACCUGCACUAUGGUAUCUGAUUCUGUUACUAAUGAAAAAUUGAAACUAUUUUCAGAAGAUGUGGUCAAGAUUUCUUUCCCUGAACAUGUGGAACGAUCCAUGGAAGAUGUUAGUGAGCUUAAUUGGACCAAUAAUAAUGCAUGCACUCAACAAACUAUGUCAGGAAAGAUUGAUGUUUAUGGUUCAGAAUUCCAGCAAGAUGAAGCAUCUGAACAGAAUAUCAAGCUGGAUUCUCAAAUUGUACAAAACAAACCUGGAGAAGAAAGUGGUGCUUUGCUUUCUGGCUGUGGUAAUGAAAACUUGCAACAAUUUUCUGAAAAUUUUUCCAAGGGUGCUACUUCAGAGCAUUUGAAACCAUCAACUGAAAAUGCAAGUGAGUCUGGUUCAAGAAAUUUGUGUAAGGAACUGGGAAGGGAACUGUCGGAACAGAAUCACCAGCUUGAUCCUGAAAUUAUACAAGAUGAAAAUAGAGAAACCAGUUUUGCAUUAUCUUAUUGUACUUUUAAUCAAACCUUGCAACCAGUUCUUGAAGAUACAGACAAGAAAAUUUGCUACAAACAUUCAUGUCAAAAUCUUGAAGAUGCACAAAGUUUAAUUGAUAAGAUUGAAUUUGAGCCCAACCUUUGCCAUGAACUUGUACAUACUGAACUGGUAGAAGGUGGCACUACAGUAUCUAGGUAUAGGGCCACUGUACCAUUGGGACAACUUCCUCAAGUUGCAAACAAGAGUGCUGUACAUGUAGAAUCCUCCCUUGAAGCUGCCACUAACAAUCCCACCAUUGAACCUUUGUUGUCUCUUCCUGAGUACAAAGCAAAAGAUUCUAGCCCUGAGAUGUCAGAAAUACCACCUAAAUAUUCAGUCAAUCACUCUGCUCAACUGACUGAUGGGAAAAAUUCGAAAACAAGAAAGAAUAACCGUAUGCUAAGAAAUAGUGACAGAGUUCUGCGUUCCAGAUCACAUGAGAAAUCCAAAGCUGCUGAGGUGAGUAAUAAUGUAGCUGAUGCUAGUUCUAAUGGAGAGACAAAAAGGAGGAGGAAGAGGAAGAAGAGGUCAAAGAGAAAUGUGUCUGAUGAAUAUUCAAGAAUCAGGACACAUCUGAGAUAUUUGUUGAACCGGAUAAAUUAUGAGCAAAGCCUAAUUACUGCUUAUUCUACAGAAGGCUGGAAGGGAUUAAGCUUAGAAAAGUUAAAGCCAGAGAAGGAGCUUCAACGUGCUACAUCUGAAAUUCUUCGACGCAAGUUGAAAAUCAGAGAUCUAUUUCAACAUCUUGACUCAUUAUGUGCUGAAGGAAGGCUUCCAGAAUCUUUAUUUGAUUCUGAAGGAGAGAUUGACAGUGAGGAUAUAUUCUGUGCAAAAUGUGGGUCCAAAGACUUGUCUGCUGGCAAUGAUAUUAUACUGUGUGAUGGUGCCUGUGACCGUGGAUUCCAUCAAUACUGUUUGGACCCUCCAUUGUUAAAUGAAGACAUUCCUCCUGAUGAUGAGGGUUGGUUAUGCCCUGGAUGCGACUGCAAGGUUGAUUGUAUUGACUUGCUUAAUGAUUCUCAAGGAACAAGUCUCUCAAUAAAUAAUAGCUGGGAGAAGGUUUUUCCUGAGGCAGCAGCAACUGGACAUACUCAAAAUCACAACUUUGGACUUCCUUCAGAUGAUUCUGAUGAUAAUGACUACAAUCCUGAUAAUCAAGAAACUGAUGAGAAGGAUUCAGGAAAUGAAUCAAGUUCGAAUGAAUCUGACUUUACUUCUGCUUCUGAAGAACUAGAGGUCCCACUGAAUGAGGAGCAGUGCUUGGGCCUUCCGUCUGAUGAUUCAGAGGAUGAUGAUUUUGAUCCUGAUGCUCCAGAUAAUGAUGAGACAGUUAAGCAAGAAAGUUCAAGUUCUGAUUUUACAUCUGAUUCUGAGGAUCUUGCUACUACUCUUGAAGAGAACAGAUCUUAUAAUAAAGAUGAAGACCUCACAUCUGUUAUUCCUUCCAAAGAUUCUAAGGAACAAAGUUCUAGAAUUGGCAGAAAGAAAGAGUCUAUGAAUAAUGAUCGCUUGUCCAUAUUAGAGUCAGCACCUGGACAAGAUGGCUCUGCACCUGUUAAUGAGAAAAGAAGCAUUGAAAGGUUGGACUACAAAAAGUUAUAUGAUGAGACAUAUGGCAACUUCCCUUCUGGUUCAAGUGAUGAUGAAGAUUGGUCUGAUGCUUCUGCACCAAGAAAAAAGAAGAAAAGUAUUGGAAGAGCCAUUUCUGCAUCAAGAAGUGGAGAUGAUUUUGUAAGUAAUAAUGCAGACAUUUCUGAUUUAGAAGAGACUGAACAUAAACCUAGGAGGACUCAUCACCAAAAGGCAAACUCUGAAAAUACAAGUGAUUCACCUGCUAAAUUGCAUGGAGGCCCUUCAAGAUCUGGUUCUAGUGGUAAGGGAACUGGGUCUUCAGCACAUAAAAGACUAGGAGAGGCUGUGAAGCAGAAACUCUACGAAUCUUUUAAGGUAAAUCAGUAUCCUGACCGUGCAACAAAGGAAAGUUUGGCAGCAGAUCUCGGAAUUACUGCCAUGCAGGUUAGCAAGUGGUUUGCAAAUACUCGCUGGUUUGUCAACCAUCCAUCAUCAGUUGAUGAAGCUGCUGCUACAAAUGGUUCUGGAAGAGACAUUAGAUUGACUCAAACAGAAAAGGAGUCUUCUCAUCCAGAACAAAAAACUGUUACUGGAGGUUCUAGUGGCAGUAAAACUCAGAAUGAGGAGACAUAUGGAAGUGUCCCCUCUAGUUCAAGCAAUGAUGAAGAUUGGUCUGAUACUUCUGUGCCAAGGAAAAGGAAGAAAAAUAUUGGAAGAGCUGCUUCAGUGUCAAGAAAUGGAAAUGAUUCUGCAAGUAAAAAUGCGGAGAUUUCUGAUGGUACAAAACAGGAUUUAGGAGAGUCUGAACCUAGUCCUAGGAGGGCUCCUCACCAGCAGUCAAAGACUAAAGAUACCACUAAUACACAAGCUAAAUUGCAUGGAGGCCCAUCAAGAUCUGAUUCUAGUGGUAAGAGGUCGUCAGCAUAUAGAAGACUAGGAGAAACUGUGAAGCAGAAACUCUAUGAAUCUUUUAGGAUACAUCAGUAUCCUGACCGCUCAACAAAGGAAAGUUUGGCAGCAGAGCUUGGAAUUACUGUCAAGCAGGUUAGCAAGUGGUUUGAGAAUUCUCGCUGGUGCUUCAACCAUUCAUCGUCAGCUAGAAAUGGUUCAGAAAGGGACAUUGUUUUGACUCAAGCAGAGGAGUCUCCUCAUCCAGAACAAAAAACUAUUACUGGAGGUUCUAGUUGCAGUAAAAUUCAGAAUGAGGUAUCUUCUGGGGCAGAUGCUGCUAUGACAGAAGCUUGCAGUGAGGAUGUGAGGAAUGGUAAACCAGUAACACCGAAAAGCAACAGAAAGCAAUUAAAAACCCAAGGAUCUAGAAAGAGAAAGAGAAACAGUAAAGUUGAUAAUUAGGCAUCUUAUAGACGUUUGUAAUUUGAAGAGACUCAGAGCUUAUGGGCCAUUUAACGGACGCUGAAGAAUUGCAGAGAGAUAAAGUUCUGUCAAGAGGGAAUUCCUAGCUUGAGAACAAAAUUUUGCAUCCUUGUUAUAGAAAAAUUUUAAGCAGUCACCUUCUGCGAGGGAGAGAUCUUCUGCACUUAGCACAAUCAACAUUUUCAUGAAGAAUUGAUUAGCCUCAGCUGGUGAAGGCAAUCAGAAAAGGAAAGGACUUAUUAUCUGUAUUCUAAAAAAUGGUUACAAAUAGAUAGAUUUUAGUUGAUAUUUGUGUAGAUGUCUCAACUCAAGAGCUGCUGCAUUGUGUAAACAGUGAGCAUUCAUGCUUGCCCCCGGACAGACUGGGUUACUGGAAUUUUAAGUUUCGGUACUUUUCAAGAGGAAAAUUCGGUCUAUUUGAGAAGAGGUUUGUCUUAUUUCUACUUAUAUGGUCACCUGUACUGGGCUCCUUUUUUCUUAUUUUUUUGACAAUUUUAGAUUUUGAAUUCUAGGAUGAGAUUCUGGCGUCUUCUGAUGUACCGUGACCUUGAAUAACUUAAAACGUCUUCA
This is a messenger RNA of Rubroshorea leprosula, 4329 nucleotides long. NCBI's taxonomy places the organism in Eukaryota, Viridiplantae, Streptophyta, Magnoliopsida, Malvales, Dipterocarpaceae. The record is from the annotation of a GenBank genome assembly.